AUGUUCAUAGGAUUGAAACGUUUAAAAUGUAUAGGUAAGACACUACCAGUCCACUGUGUGGUGGAAGCAGUAUCAUCUCUGGAGGAAGGUGCAUGGAGAAGACGGACGGUAGUUGAGACUGACAGCUACGUCAUCAUUCCAGCAGCUACCGCUUUCCAUGAGCUGGUUCCAGCCGCCAUGAUGAGACUCGGAUAUCCACACGAAUUGGCUGCCUCAGCUAAAGGAUCUGUAGUAAUAAACAAUUGGAAGCCGCUGCCCUUCGAGCGAAUCUCAGAUGGUCCUCUGGCGACUGUUGGUGAAGUUUUGGGUGAACUUACCACAGUGGCCACCCUCAGAAUCCAAUUGUUGAGACCCCGGCUCACACCGCUCCAAGACAUCAAGGACAAAUUGUUGAGACUUCUCCUGGUGCAGAGUCGACCAUUGCUGAUGUCCACUGGAUGCCCUUUAGAUGAGGUGACGUUGGCGCAAAUAUGUCGGGGGCAAGAUAGGUCUGCUGGUCCGCAUAUAUUCCAUGAACCGACGGAAGAAACUCGCAGAAAGUUUGAGUCGUGGUGGAGUGCCCAAGUUUCUCCGCGGCCACCUCCAUUUAGCCCUAGGCGCUAUCCUUCUCCAGGACUAAAGAGAUCUCCAACUUUGAACACAAUCCCUGAUCAUUUGCAUCCAGCACUUCAGACUGUUCAAAGUCAAUACCCAACACAGAAAACUAGAAUGAGAACGAGUUUUGACCCUGAACUGGAGUUACCUAAACUACAGCGCUGGUUUUCGGAAAACCAACACCCCAGUAGACAGCAGAUACAGCAGUAUGUUCGCGAGUUAAAUAAUUUAGAUUCGAGGAGGGGUCGAAAACCAUUAGAUGUCAACAAUGUUGUGUACUGGUUCAAGAACGCUCGAGCAGCCCAAAAACGUGCUGAAUUACGUAAUAUUAGUGGUUUAAGUCAUCUCGGUAUGAAUGGAUUUAACAGCAGAAGUCACAGCCCAUCGAAUGGUUCUUUACUCGUCGGCAAUGAAAAUUACUCACCCCACGAUCACAAUAUAUUAAAAAGCCCAAUGGGUCAGUUGUCUGGCAGCCCUGGAAGGUACCCCAUGUCAGUAAUGUCAGAAGAUAAUCUGUCAAACGCUGGAUCUGAUUUAGAAGACGAUGGUGUUGACAUGAACACGGACAAUAGGCCAGAGAGUCCAGAUGCACCUUUAUCCCUUAUUACGAUAAAGAAAAACAACAAUGAGAAUGAUAAAGAUGACUCCUUCAAGGAAUCUCCGAAACCACCUGAUAUUAUCAAGGAACACGACAUCAAAGAAGAGCCACGGGACCUUACGAAAUCAGAACGGCUACAUUCGCCCCAGCGUUCACCGGCCAAGAACAGCGACAGUUCGCACAAUAACAACAAUAAUAAUGAAGAUGAAAACGGCGUUAAUGAUGAGCAAGACCUGGCUUCAGACGAUGAAGUUAAUCAAGAGCGGCAUUACCAUCCCGCUUCUCCACACCUUGAUCGGCUGCCAUUUCCCAUGGUACCAAAUCACCCAAUGUUCAGCCAUGGAAUAAUGUACAUGAGCCAAUAUAUGAGUGGCUUUCCAGGCGUGAGCCCGAUCCCCGGUGAAGGCGCUAGCGGUCUGAACCUUGCAUUAGCAGGAGCAUCAGAAGAAAGACGCAAACGCAACCGAACCUUUAUAGAUCCCGUUUCAGAAGUCCCCGUUCUUGAGCAGUGGUUUUCGAUGAACACACACCCGUCACACAAUCUCAUCAUAAAGUACACAGAAGAACUAAACAGGAUGCCAUACAGACAGAAAUUUCCGAGACUUGAAUCGAAAAAUGUGCAAUUCUGGUUCAAGAACCGACGAGCAAAGUGUAAGAGGCUGAAGAUGUCCCUGUACGAGCCAACUUCUCCAGGACAUUAUGUGCACCCAGGUCAUCCACACGCUAUGGCAGAGCGGAAAAUGGUCUGA
Messenger RNA from Pieris macdunnoughi, 1941 nucleotides. The record is from the annotation of a GenBank genome assembly. Lineage: Eukaryota; Metazoa; Arthropoda; Insecta; Lepidoptera; Pieridae.